Eucalyptus grandis is the source of this 1852-nucleotide messenger RNA. Its product is annotated as spermine synthase. Gene Ontology annotation, cellular component: cytosol. Gene Ontology annotation, biological process: spermidine biosynthetic process. The transcript is spliced from 12 exons. NCBI's taxonomy places the organism in Eukaryota, Viridiplantae, Streptophyta, Magnoliopsida, Myrtales, Myrtaceae. The record is from RefSeq and is a predicted model, not a curated record. The coding region runs from base 397 to 1494 and encodes 365 amino acids. Gene Ontology annotation, molecular function: spermidine synthase activity.
CUGGGGGAAUCGUAUCCUCUUCCCCUUUGUGAUUGUCGUGGUUUUUUAAAUUCAUGGCCUGGACAUAGCUACAGCUCUGACCUCGAUCCCGAUCAACUUUCUUUUCGUUAUGAUCAUACCGCUCGUAUGAUAUCACGAUCAACGAGGUAUAUAUAUACUUCAUCCGGGCUCCGGCGGAAGGCUGCGGAGGGGAAGAGAGAGAAUCUGCAGACAGACAAGGGAGAGUGAAAGCGAAGGGAAGAUUUUGCCACUGCUUCUUCUUCCUCCUCCUCCUCCUCUCGUGUCUCCCCAUCUUCAUUCUCGCUUUCUCUCACUAGAUUUCUCGGCAGAGGUUACUUCGUUGUCCCAACUGUUAUUAACCACAGAGACUGGAGCCAGAGAAGAAAAGGAUUAUAUAUGGAGGGAGGCGCAGGAAGAGGUUUGGAAUGCCUGAAGACUAUGGAUGGGAGGGAGAAUAACGGGAAUGGUUCAGAGAAGGGGAUCCCUUCUUGUUGCUUAAAGGCUAGGGCCUCUGCCUCCGAGCUUGAUGCGAAAUGCCACUCCACUGUUGUUUCAGGGUGGUUCUCAGAGUACAAAACUUUUGCCGCAGAUGAAGCUCGCAAAGAGGUUUACUUCAACAACCCAAUGUGGCCAGGGGAAGCCCAUUCUUUGAAAGUAGAGAAGAUAUUGUAUGAGGGAAAGUCGGAAUAUCAGGAGGUCCUGGUUUUUCAGUCCUCGGCAUAUGGUAAGGUGCUGGUUCUCGAUGGCAUUGUACAACUGACUGAGAAAGAUGAAUGUGCCUACCAAGAGAUGAUUACACAUCUUCCCUUGUGUUCAAUACCAUCGCCGAAGAAGGUUCUAGUUGUUGGUGGAGGUGAUGGUGGGGUACUUAGAGAAGUUUCUCGACAUAGCUCUGUGGAGCUUAUUGAUAUCUGUGAGAUAGAUCAAUUGGUAAUUGAUGUGUCUAAGAAAUUUUUUCCAGAGUUAGCAGUUGGAUUUGAGGAUCCCCGGGUUCACCUGCAUGUUGGUGAUGCCGUGGAAUUCCUUCGGAGAGCUCCUGAGGGCAAGUAUGACGCAAUUAUUGUUGAUUCAUCAGACCCUGUGGGUCCUGCUCAGGAGCUGGUGGAGAAGCCAUUUUUUGAGACCAUAGCUAGGGCAUUACGACCAGGUGGUGUUCUCUGCAACAUGGCAGAAAGCAUGUGGCUCCACACGCAUCUUAUAGAAGCCAUGAUCUCUAUCUGUCGUGAAACAUUUAAAGGAUCAGUCCACUAUGCAUGGGCAAGUGUUCCUACAUAUCCAAGUGGAGUGAUUGGAUUUCUGUUAUGCUCGACAGAGGGCCCACCUGUUGAUUUUAUUCAUCCUGUCAACCCUAUUGAGAAGUUAGAAGGAGCCACGAAGCAUAAAAGAGAACUUCGAUUUUACAAUUCGGAGAUGCACUCAGCUGCAUUUGCACUGCCGACAUUUAUGAAGCGGGAGGUGCGCUCACUACAAGAGAUUCAGAAUCCAGUGCGAUGAAGCAGUAACUCUACUAUUUAGCAGCAUAGCAGCAUAGGAUUGCCCCAUAUGGGAAAAUAUGAUUAUUGCUGAAUAUUGAAGUAGAGUGAAUCAUGGAGCCCUAACUUCAAGACUCUAGUUGAAUGAUGACUUUUAUUAUACUGUCUAUUGACUAUUUCUAUGCAAAUGAUAUAGAUUAUCGUUUGUAUACUUAUGAUUGCACUUGCGAGUCUGAUCAUCCAUAGGAGUAGACUUCCGGAAAAGUAAACUCCAUUUUGGAGCUUCUCGGCUGUAAAAAUUCAAGCUAUUUGUGUGGAUAAGAUUCAGUUUUUAUGCGAGUUUUUUCUCAUCUGAUGGAGAUGAGGUCCGGUUUUUGCCA